AUAUCUUAUUGCAAAUACACAACAGAAACACGCAGAAUGGCGGGUGGAAUCAGCAACAAGCGGCCGCGCAACAGCAGCGGGUUCUCGUCAGACCUGGAUCGGCGGGUUGGGCGGCUGCUGCGCGACUACAUGGUUGAGGAACAGGCAACAACGACUGGGCCGUUUUCGUUUCCCAGUACCUCCAAGCUCGUCGACUACGUGCGCGAAGUAGACAUGAGCCUGCGGCGACAGAAGCUGCUGCAGCUGGAGAAGAGCGUGCAGCGAGUGGUGGGCGUACUGAGACGCCAGCAGGACAACCAGCAGACGCAGUCGGCGGCGCCAUCAGCCGCACACACCAGCGACGAGGAGCCAGAUAUCGACGGAUCAAUGGACUUUGACGACCUGGAGGCAGUGCCGACGAUGGAGGUCAAGGACAACGGUGCAAUGA
Linderina pennispora is the source of this 427-nucleotide messenger RNA. RefSeq lists its product as uncharacterized. NCBI's taxonomy places the organism in Eukaryota, Fungi, Kickxellomycota, Kickxellomycetes, Kickxellales, Kickxellaceae. The record is from RefSeq and is a predicted model, not a curated record. The annotation marks the transcript as partial. The transcript has a single exon.